This is a messenger RNA of Setaria italica (foxtail millet), 1762 nucleotides long. Its product is annotated as cysteine-rich receptor-like protein kinase 6. Gene Ontology annotation, biological process: protein phosphorylation. The coding region runs from base 454 to 1449 and encodes 331 amino acids. The record is from RefSeq and is a predicted model, not a curated record. Gene Ontology annotation, molecular function: protein kinase activity; ATP binding. The transcript has 7 exons. NCBI's taxonomy places the organism in Eukaryota, Viridiplantae, Streptophyta, Magnoliopsida, Poales, Poaceae.
CGCUCGCCAUGGCCCUAACCACAGUCCGGCAGCCAAGAAAGCCUCCGCCGGAAACAACCAGCCACCGUCGACUGGAACUUUUCAAGUUUUCAGGCAACUACAAUGUAGGAGAUGCAUAUUGUUUGAAGCUGUCUUGACAGAAAAAAUGAUGGCACUCUUCAUUUUGAUUAUUAGUAAGGUUGUGUGAUGGAAGUAUCAUAGUUCUACUUGCCCUGCAUCACCAAAGCGCGUGACCACAUGGGCAUCUUUGUCUUGGGUCAAGUCAACCACUCUUUCUUUACGCGGUUGGGCCACAGCCUCUCUGCUUCUUUAUACUCACUGCAACAAUAAUGGAGGCACCCAUGUCAGAACCUCAGCCCCCACCCGUUAGUGCUCCUUCGAGUGUUCUUCCCUUCAAGUGGUGUGGUGUUCUUCUCCAGGUCAGAUCCAUAAACUCCAAGACGGUCAUCAGAAAUGGAGAGCGAGCAGAUUCUUGCGAGUUCAUUACCAAAAGACCUACCAGCGACCUUUAUGAAGGAAAUUACCAAUGAUUUCUCUCCUGACCAAGCACUUGGUGGAUCUGUUUUUGGAACAGUUUAUAAGGGGGUUCUUCCAGAUGGGGGCGGCAUGAUUGCUGUGAAGAGGCUUGCUGAAAACGCACUAGUGCACCUGGGCAUAUCAUUUAAAACUGAAGUUACAAACCUUAUGGCAAUUAAACACGAAAAUAUAGUAGAGCUGGUUCACUACUGCCAUGAAGCGCAGAAGAAAGUGGUUCAGCAUCAUGGAAGAUAUGUGAUUGUAGACGUGACCGAAAGCUGUCUUUGCUACAAAUAUCUACCGAACGGAAGUCUUAACAAGCAUCUUUAUGCAGACGCUACGUCAAUAAACUGGGGCACACGAUUCAAAAUAAUUAAGGGGAUCUGCCAGGGUUUGCAUUUCCUUCACAAAGAUUUGGUUGGUGGGCCCCUUAUUCAUAUGAAUCUUGUGCCUAACUCGAUAUGGUUGGAUGAUAACUGGGUGCCAAAGAUUGCCGAUUUUGCUCUUGCGAGGCUCUUUGGUCAAGAGCAGACCCGGAUGUACACCGUCAACGUCAAGGGAUAUAAUGGAUACAUAGCUCCCGAAUAUUUAUACAGAGGUGAAAUCUCCACCAUGUCAGACAUAUAUAGUUUAGGCAUGCUUAUUCUUGAGAUCACGACUGGAGAGAAGAACUGUGCAGUUUCUGAAGACAGAUCUGCAAGACUGUUUGUCGACAAUGUACAUCAAAAUUGGAAGACAAAUGAGCAAUUAAUAUACAAGUACCCAUCACUAGAUCCAAAUGGCCUCCAGCAAGUAAAAGCAUGCAUUGUAAUUGGGCUAAAGUGUGUGGAGGCUGAUCGGAACAGGAGGCCUUCCAUAACGGAUAUUGUUGAUAAGCUCAAUGGGAAGCGUGUACCAAUUUUUGAGCAGGCCUCCUCUUCGGAGAAUGCAUGAAACAUGGUCUUUCCAAGGAGAAAUCGAUCCCCAAGAUGAAGUGAAACCUGCUCUAUGAUCUGUUGAUGACAUGACUUUUCUUCAGAACUAAGAUCCUUCUAAAAAUUUAUCUCUUCCUGGCAACAAUGCCACAAUGUAUUAUUGAAGUACUUUUUCUCUCUGUUGCUCUCAUUACAAAGUAGAAUUUCUGUUCCUUCGCUGCAUGAAAGGAAUUGCCUUUUUUCCCUGGACAGAAUAUCAUAAACUUGUCACUGGAAAUUGUUACAGUAUAUUACAAAUGAAAUCUGGACAUACGUGAUCUGAUUGAAACGAA